GUCAAGCAUGUUCCUGUUUCUUUAAAAGACAAUCAGCCCGAGACUGUGACAAGUCCUUACUAUAAACUAUUGUAUAGUGGAGAAACUUUCUCAUAUGGUCUGCUUUCACUUUCUUUUUCCUUAAACGUGUGGAGUGUCUGGAGUCAGUUCGUGAGAAAAUAGUCACAUAAUGGAUGAGGAAAGUUGUCGUGCUAAGACUGGAGACUCUGAGGAAGAGGAAUGCGGUACUGCGGAUCAAACAGAUGCUAAACCUGAUCGGAAAGCAAGAUUUCUGCUCUUUGGAAGCAAGAAGAACAAGGAUGAAAAGUUUCAGAAAAAGGAAUCAUCCUCUGAACAGGAAUACAGGAUUGUUUCUCCAACAUUUCAGUAUAAUAUGGACCACCUGAAAAUAGGAAAAUGUGUCAUCAUUAACAAUAAGAACUUUCAUAGAGAGACAGGGAUGACUGUACGUAAUGGCACAGAUCGAGAUGCAGGAGAGCUGUUCAAAUGCUUUAAAAACCUGGGGUUUGAAGUUGUCGUCCACAAUGACCAAACCUGUGACAAAAUGAGGAAGAUACUGGAAAACUUGUCAAAGGAGGAUCACACUAACAACUCCUGCUUUGCCUGCAUCCUGCUAAGCCAUGGAGAGGAGGGCAUGAUAUAUGGAACAGACAUGGCCAUGCCCAUCAAAAACCUAACCUCCCUCUUCAGAGGGGACAUGUGCAAGAGCCUUGUGGGCAAACCCAAGCUCUUCUUCAUCCAGGCCUGUCGAGGUUCAGAGUUUGAUGAUGGUGUAGAGACUGACUCAGGAAGACCUGAUGACUGUCUAGAAACAGAUGCGAACCCCAGAUACAAAAUCCCAGUGGAGGCAGACUUCUUGCUCGCAUACUCCACUGUUCCAGGUUACUACUCAUGGAGGAAUCCAGGCCGGGGCUCUUGGUUUGUCCAAGCUCUUUGUAACACUCUCAGUGAAUUUGGCAAGCAACUGGAAAUCUUGCAGAUCCUUACACGUGUCAACUACAUGGUGGCAAUCAACUUUGAGUCUUGGUCUGACGACCCACGCUACAGUGAGAAGAAGCAGAUUCCCUGUGUUGUCUCUAUGCUGACCAAAGAGCUUUAUUUUAACUGAUAACUAUAUGACCUUAAAGUUUCUUUAUGGUCUCUAUUUAUUAUUUUCUUUUUUUUAAGUAUUUUAAUUAUGUUGUUGCUAGAGUGUGAUGACUUUACAGAUUGACUGGCUGAGUGACAGCAUGUGACCACACAUUUGCACAGUUAUAUCUAGUCACAGUCGAAAUUAGUGUUGUUUAUAUGGCAAAGCAAUUUAUUUUUUAUUUUAUUUUAUGAUCCUUAGUAGCCAUGCAUGUUAGUGUUUUUCCAUUUAUUAAUUCCAUGGAACAUUAAUAUGUUACAUAAACUGUUAUAGUUAUGUGAACAUACAGUAAACUGUUUAUUGUCCAUAAAUAGGAGUGAAUGUUUUAAAGAACUUUUGGAAAUUACCUGUAGGCUAUAAAAGAAUUUAACUAUUUUAGUAAUGUCAAUGUUUCUUAUAUUUUAUUUUGUCCUCUUGUAUAUAAAGCCAUUAGUUAGGUUAAACCUACCUAGGAUGGGACCUGGGAAAGCAACUAAUUUUCUUCAAAGAUAACAAAAAGGACCACUCUUAGACCAGACAUUGUACUGCACUCUGAAACAUAUACUGUAAGGUGAUUAGGUGAUUAUGCUGGCGCUUACACAGUGCUGUGGGAGCAACAGAUAGAGGCCAUAGAUUCAGAAGCAGCACAUAAAGCUUUAUGGCAUCUGUGAAUCAUGGAUCAUGUUAUGGUUAUGUCCCAAUGAUGAUUGGUUAAUACUACUAGCUUAUAACUAUUUUUUUUCUUACUCAACCAGCGGAACGGUGGUGUAGUGGUUAGCACUGAACCCUGUUUUGGAUGAAAUAUGUCAGAAAUGUUUUCAUUCAGAAUAUUGAAAAAACGCGGUCUAAAUCUAGAGCACAAGAGGCGAUAUAUUGAAUUUAAGUUUAGGUAUUUAAAUUAACAUGCAUCUGCACACACAACCACACUUUUUUUUAAAUACACAUGAAAGCUGUAUUUUUUUUUUGGUUCUAUCAGCUUAUUAUCUAAAAAGGCAGCUACUGUAUCAAUAGUUAGAGACUAUAAUAAACAGUCCACUAUAUAGAGAAAUGUCAUGUAAUUGAAUGUAUCCAUUUGUUGAAAUAAAAAGAUUUCUGAA
Clarias gariepinus (North African catfish) is the source of this 2205-nucleotide messenger RNA. Its product is annotated as caspase-7-like. Gene Ontology annotation, cellular component: cytoplasm. Gene Ontology annotation, biological process: apoptotic process; proteolysis. The transcript is spliced from 7 exons. Lineage: Eukaryota; Metazoa; Chordata; Actinopteri; Siluriformes; Clariidae. Bases 170 to 1108 code for a protein of 312 amino acids. The record is from RefSeq and is a predicted model, not a curated record.